This is a messenger RNA of Didymodactylos carnosus, 741 nucleotides long. NCBI's taxonomy places the organism in Eukaryota, Metazoa, Rotifera, Eurotatoria, Philodinida, Philodinidae. The record is from the annotation of a GenBank genome assembly.
AUGAGCAACAAAGAAGAGGAAGUACAACGUGCCAAAUUAGCAGAACAAGCUGAAAGAUAUGACGAUAUGGCUAAUGCCAUGAAAAAAGUAACGGAAUCCAACAAUGAAUUGACAAAUGAAGAAAGAAAUCUAUUGAGCGUUGCUUAUAAAAACGUUGUUGGUGCACGCCGUUCGUCAUGGAGGGUUAUUUCGUCUAUUGAACAAAAAACAGAAGGUUCAGAACGAAAACAGCAAAUGGCAAAAGAAUAUCGAGAAAAAAUUGAAAAAGAAUUGAAAGAUAUUUGUCAAGAGGUUCUUACAUUAUUGGAUAAAUUUUUAAUUCCAAAAGCUACAACAGCUGAAUCGAAAGUUUUCUACUUGAAAAUGAAAGGAGAUUAUUAUCGUUAUUUAGCCGAAGUUGCAAUUCUCGAUGACAGAAAUAAAGUAAUUGAAGAAUCACAACGAGCAUACAAUGAUGCUUUCGAUAUUGCUAAAAAUCAAAUGCAACCAACGCAUCCAAUUCGACUUGGUCUUGCAUUGAAUUUCUCCGUAUUUUAUUAUGAAAUAUUAAAUGCACCGGAUCGUGCUUGCCAUUUGGCAAAACAAGCUUUUGAUGAUGCCAUUGCUGAACUCGACACAUUGAAUGAAGAUUCAUACAAGGAUAGCACACUUAUUAUGCAAUUACUUCGAGAUAAUCUUACAUUAUGGACCAGUGAUGCUCCAGAUGCUGAUGACCAAAAUCAACCGGAAGAACAUAAUUAA